GAGAAAAGAAUAACAAUAAUAAUAAAAUGACGAAGCCAAUUGAAUUCCCCUCAAUCGAUGCUUGUGGCUUCCAAACCCUAAUUUUCUCACACGUCGCUUAACCAAAAACCCCUUUUGUUCACGAAACGGAAAACUAACAAAAAGAUCAAGAUCCGAAAUCAAUUAAAACUGUUCAAUUUUGUAUUAUAACUGCGUCCUUGAACACGCAACAAGCUGUCUUUUCGGAAUUGAAGAAGAUAGAAGGGAGUGAAAAUCCCCAAUUUCAUGACCCGACAUCGUCAAAUCAAUCGAUCAACAAUCGUUUUCUGCUCUGGUAGAAAUUGCUAGUCUUGGUUGGCUUGAUGGGUGCUCCUAAGCAGAAAUGGACAUCUGAAGAAGAAGCAGCUCUGAAAGCUGGAGUUCUUAAGCAUGGAGCAGGAAAAUGGCGCACAAUUCUUAAAGAUCCAGAGUUUAGCAGUGUGCUUUACCUGCGCUCUAAUGUGGAUCUUAAGGACAAAUGGAGGAACAUGAGUGUAAUGGCAAAUGGAUGGGGAUCUAGGGAGAAGGCUAGGUUAGCCCUGAAAAGAGUGCAACAUGUCCCUAAGGAUGACAACCCUCUCUCACUCACAACCGCUGAUCCCAGUGAUGAAGACUCAGGUGAUGUGAGGCCUCUUCAGUCUUCUAGUGGUUCUCCACAAGUUGGUGCUUCAAAAAGAUCUAUGAUAAGGCUGGACAAUCUUAUAAUGGAGGCAAUAAACAACUUGAAGGAGCAUGGUGGCUCUAAUAAGACUACCAUUGGCACAUACAUAGAGGAGCAAUAUUGGGCACCUCCAAAUUUUAAGAGACUUCUAUCAAUGAAGUUAAAGUUUCUGACUGCAACUGGAAAACUAAUCAAGACAAAACGCAAAUAUAAAAUUGCAUCAGCAAAUGCAUCAUCAUCUGACAAGAAAAGGGUUUCUACCAUGUUACGAUUAGAGGGAAGACACAAGGGUUCUUCUCCAAAACUUGAUAAGGAUGAAAUCAAUGUUCCUACAAAAGCUCAGAUUGAUUUAGAACUUCAAAAGAUGAGAAGUAUGACACCGCAGGAGGCGGCUGCCGCCGCUGCUCAGGCGGUUGCAGAGGCGGAAGCCGCCAUAGCGGAAGCAGAAGAGGCAGCAAGGGAGGCGGAGGCAGCUGAGGCUGAUGCAGAAGCUGCUCAAGCUUUUGCAGAGGCGGCUAUGAAGACACUUAAAGGGAGAACCGCGCAAAGGCUGAUGAUUCGUGCUUGAUGGAAAUGGGAAUGACGAGGGCUUUUGUUAUACAUGCUUUGAUGUGGAUUUUUGAUGAACUUUGCAGUUGUAAAUAUAGUUUGUUGAUUCAGAAUCACUCAACUGGCAAAUGAGAACAUUUGGUGGUUAUUUUUUUUAAAUAUAUUUUAUAAAAAGGGAGUAAGAUAGAAUAAAACAUUGGUUGCUGUUGUUGGUUGUCAACAUGAGAUGUUUUGGUUUUAUAUAUUGUAUUGUGAUA
Messenger RNA from Lactuca virosa, 1485 nucleotides. The record is from the annotation of a GenBank genome assembly. NCBI's taxonomy places the organism in Eukaryota, Viridiplantae, Streptophyta, Magnoliopsida, Asterales, Asteraceae.